CUGCAGGCGCAGUAUGACCCGCUUGUUAUGGAUGAUAAGCAAAUGCAACGCUUCUUGAACCAGCUCGCAAAUGUCAUAUCUCAACUCCAAAGCGGCGCAUUCCACGACAAGCGAGUGCGCGACAUCGUGCUCGCGACAGAAGAUGAUAUUCAACAAGUAUGGGCAUGGAACUCAACCGAGCCACAUGUCGAGACCAAGAAGAUGUGCAUUCACCAUCUGGUGACAGCCCAAGCCAGAAAGGGUCCAGAUCGAAUGGCUGUGUCCGCGUGGGAUGGAAAGUUGACCUAUGGACAACUGGAUCGAUUGUCUUCCCGACUGGCCCGACAUCUGCGCUCGCUGGGCAUCUUAACGAAGGAGCAGAUAGUGCCGGCGUGCUUUGAAAAGAGCAAGUGGACCUUGAUCGCACAAUUGGCGGUCCUCAAGGCUGAAGCUGCCUACACCCUCAUCGACGCCACAUCUCCACGUGAACGUGUGGACCAGAUAUGCCGGCAGACCAACGCUACGCUGGUCUUGGUUUCAAGGGGCCAGUUGAGCCAUUUGGUCGACAAGGUGGCCUGUUGCGUCGUUGUCGAUGAUGCAUCGAUGGCUGGCCUUUGCUCGAGGGAAGGGGGAGACGUUGACGACGAACCGGGAGACCCGGGCAGCCUGGCCUAUGUUCUGUUCACGUCUGGGAGCACCGGAACGCCCAAGGGGUCUUUGAUUGAACAUGCAUCCUUCACGUCGAGCUGUCUGGCGUUCGCUCCGUCGAUGCGAAUUUCCGAGAGCACGCGUGCACUGCAGUUCGCAUCCUAUGCCUUCGGAGCAUCUCUGUUCGAAACCUUGGCGGUGCUGCUACAUGGUGGAUGCGUGUGUGUGCCUUCGGAAGAACAGAGAAUCGCCGCACUGCCUGACUUCAUCGCGCGAGAACACGUCAAUUGGGCUUUCUUUACGCCUUCGUUCCUGACGACUCUUCGGCCGCAGGACGUUCUUCAUCACCAGCCAUUCACACUGCUGGCUGGUGGCGAGCCUAUAUCAUCCGAGAUGCAACAACUAUGGACUCCGCUGUGCGAUCUGAUCAAUGUCUAUGGGCAGAGCGAGACGAGCAGUGCUUGUGGUGUGGCUUGCAUCACAUCGGAUACGCCUAAUCCGCGCAAUAUUGGUCGAGGUGUCGGUGCUCGCUUGUGGGUAACGGAGGUCGACAAUGUUGAUGCUCUUGCCGCGGUAGGAGCAGUCGGCGAGCUGAUCGUUCACGGUCCCGGUGUUGGUCGAGGAUAUCUUGGCCAGGCGGACGAUGUCGUCGGCCCGUUCCUUCAAGAGGCUCCCAAGUGGUGGUGUCCAGACGCGUCGAAUGGUGCAUGUAGCGACGACCCCAGUGGGCAUGGCAAUGGAGAGUUGCAGCAGCGCUUCUUUCGCACGGGUGAUCUGGUCCGAUAUCAGCCUAACGGUAGCCUUGUGCAUCUCGGACGUAUCGAUGGGCAAAUCAAGAUCAAUGGCCAGCGCAUCGAAGUCGGCGAGGUCGAAUACCAUGUGAAGAAGCAGCUGCUUACGCUGCAGCAAACAGGCAAGUCACUGACAGGCACCAGCGAGACGCUUGGGAACCUCGCCGUCAGCGUUGUUGCGGUGCCUUCUUCACACGCUCAAAGCCGCAAUGUGCUUGUAGCUUUUAUCCGCGUGGACACCGGGAUGGUCAAAUCGGGCAGGCGUGACUAUGCAGCAGAGGUCUUGGGCAUCAGCUUUAACGACCAAAUGAAUGAGCUCCUCACGGCUCAUCUUUCUUGGGCUAGCAGACCGCAACAUUACAUACGAAUGAGCCACUUCCCCGUGACGGUCACCGGCAAGACGGACAAAAAGCGGCUCAAAAGCUUAGCGACACAACUACUGCAGCCCGCUUCUAUCGCUUCAAUCCCCAAAGGAGUCGUAAAUGGGGUGUCUAGUAGUGCCCAAUUGCCUCUUACUGGAACCAAGAGUGAUCCCGACCACCUCGAGGCAAUGAUGUGCAAUAUGUGGGCCCAGGUCCUGCGCAUAGACCCCACCCAAGUGAAUCCAGGAGAUAACUUUUUGCAUCUCGGAGGGGAUUCAAUCGAUGCCAUCCGUCUUGUAAACAUAGCAUCCAGGUCUGGGAUCAGCACUUCCAUGACGGACGUACUAGGCCAUCCCGUUCUCAAAGACCUCGUUCGUGCAAUACCAUCGCCUUCGCCACAUGGACCACUCCAGAAUGGAACGCAGAAUAGAUCUAUCGACUGUGCGCCGUCAGCUGCCCAGGAACGCCUCUUCUUUCUUGACAAAAUGAGGCCAGAUCAGACCCCUUGGUACUACAACAUCCCCUUGGCUGUGCGGCUGCGAGGUCCCCUCGACAUUUAUGCUCUGGAAAUGUGCCUUGCCACAUUGGAGCGCGUCCAUGAGCCUCUACGGACUACUUUCCAUCAAACCGAUGUAGCUGGUGCUAUUGUGCAGCGCAUUGAAACUCCCAGAUGUCUGAUUUUCAAACGGCCCCUGCACCCAAUCAUGAGCUUCGAUAAAGCUCGGAGUGUGCUAGAAGCUGAACAGAGGCGACCAUUCCUACUACACGCUGAGCACUUAUGGAGAGCCAACGUUUAUCCCUGCGAAGAUGGGACACACAUCUUGUCGAUUGUUCUGCAUCACAUCAUUGCUGAUGGCUGGUCUGUCGAUGUGCUAUGUCGUGACUUGUCGAACUACUACGCCGAUGUAGUGCAAGGUGCUGACAUUCUCUCCCACGUGAACCCCCUGCCCAUUCAAUACCGCCAACAUGCGGCGCAGCAGCAGCGUGAGUUGGCAUCUGGAGCGCUUCAAUCCCAGAUCGACUACUGGAAGACCGAGCUCGCUGAUAGUCAGGCCGCUGAGCUUCCCACCGAUCACGUCCGGCAGCAAAUUCUAUCGGGAGCAGCUGGCAUCGUCAAGUUUGAGUUGCGAGGGGAGCGUUAUACACGCCUACAGGAGUUUUGCAAAGACCACAACGCCACGCCAUUCGCCGUGCUGCUAGCCACCUUCCGCGCGACUCACUACCGCGCAACUGGCGCCCAGGAUGGCAUAGUGGGAAUCCCUUACUCAGGUCGAAACACACCUGAACUCCAGAGCCUGAUCGGUUUCUUUGUCAACACGCAGUGUGUGCGUCUGCGUAUCCGCGAAGACGAGGAAAGUUUCAUAUCACUCGUACACCAGACGAAAACGGCGGUCCUCAACGCCCUGAAGAAUCAAGAUGUCCCCUUUGAGCGAGUCGUCUCGGAGCUCGUCCCAGGGGUCAGGGAGUCCUCCCGUAACCCCUUGGUCCAGUUGAUGUUUGCCUUGCACGGCCAGUCCGAACUUGGACAGAUUCAGCUUCACGGAGUCGAAUCGGAGGUUAUCGCUGACGCCGGCCCUGGUCUCGCGGCCUGGUCGCGCUUUGACCUCGAAUUCCAUCUCUAUCGUGGAGAGGACGCCUUAGAUGGGGCUGUUCUCUUCGCACGAGAUUUGUUCGAGCAGGUCACGAUCGAAAAUUUCUUGAAAACGUUCAUGACCCUUCUAGAUCGAGGUCUCGAGCAGCCAGACACUCAUCUCGCAGUCUUGUCCACGACCACGACCCCGAAGAACUAUUUGGCCGACUUUUUGGACGACAGCAUCGCCGCCUCCUACCCUUCCCAUGCAAGUGUCGUCGACAUAUUCAAAGCUCAAUGCAUGCGAACUCCGGACGCUACAGCUGUCACGGAUUCUGCCACGGGGCCGCUCACCUAUGCUCAGCUUGAUUCUCGAUCCGAUCUGGUGGCUAUGUGGCUUUCUGAUCGCCAUCUGGCCCCUGAAAUGGUCGUGGCUAUCUUUGCUCCUCGAAGCUGUGAGACUGUCGUCUCGAUCCUGGGGAUCUUGAAAGCUGGUCUCGUCUACCUUCCUCUCGAUACGAGAACCCCGGCUGGACGUGUCGAAAGAAUCAUUGACUCGGUAGGGGCAAGUUGUAGGUUACUUUUGGUGGGCAGCAAUCAAGACCCACCGGACAUCCACAUACAUCAUCCAGGCUGGGACAUUGUGCGGAUGAGCCAAGUUUUCGAACAGAGACAUCUGCUUGAGAGUCCGCUUGACUGCUCGAGACUCCACAGUCCCUCGCCAAGAAGCCUGGCAUACAUCAUGUUUACAUCUGGAUCAACUGGUCGUCCCAAGGGUGUCAUGAUCGAGCAUCGAGGAAUUGUCCGCUUGCUGUGCCAGAGUCAUGUCACGGCACAGCAUCCGCCCGCGGCCAAAGUAGCGCACAUAUCCAGUCUUGGAUUCGAUGCUACCACCUGGGAGAUCUUUUCUGCUUUGCUGAACGGCGGUACCGUCUGCUGUAUCGAUCAUGAACAAGUCAUCGACGCCUUGGCGCUCGGCUCCCAAUUCCAACAAGAAGCAAUUCAAGUCGCGAUGCUCACGCCGGCGCUUCUGAAACAAUGUUUGGAGUACUGCCCGACAAUGCUCUCCCAGCUUGCCGUCCUCAACGUCGCAGGGGCGCGGUUUGAUCCGCGCGAUGCCCAAAAGACCCGUUCACUGAUGUCGGGUGAAUUGUACAAUGUGUAUGGCCCUACGGAGAACACUGUCUUGACCACCACAUAUCGGUUGCAUCCAGGCGACGAGUAUCCCAACGGCGUGCCGGUUGGAACAGCAAUCAACGCCACAGGAGUCUUUGUGAUGGAUUCACAGCAGCAAUUGGUUGCUCCAGGCAUAGUGGGCGAGCUCGUCAUCGUUGGGCACGGAUUGGCGCGCGGUUACACUGAUCCUGCACUUGACCAUGGACGUUUCAUCGUGCUCGACGAUGGGGUUCGGCAAGCAAGGGCAUAUCGCACGGGUGAUCUGGUCCGCCGUCGUGCGACUGACGAUAUGAUUGAAUUCAUUGGCCGCGCCGACGCACAAAUCAAAAUUCGUGGACAACGCCUUGAACUUGCGGAGAUCGAGCAUACCAUCCUGGAAUACAACAGCGGCAUCAAAGAUGCGGCAGUCCUGGCCUGCGAAGACAACAACGAAGAACUGACGCUUGUCGCUUUUGUCACUCCUUCUCGAACGGACACCGCAACCACUUCACAUGUCGAUUCGUCUCAUGUUCGAGAUUGGUCGAGCCAUUUUGAGCUCAACACGUACCAAGAUAUCUCCUCGAUUGACCCUGCGAAGCUUGGCCGAGAUUUCGUGGGCUGGAAAUCCAUGAUUGAUGGCGAGAUCAUUCCAGAGAGUGCUAUGGAGGAGUGGCUACAGGACAUCAUGCGCGUCGCUGUGCCAGAAGGGGAAAACCCAGGCAGUGUUCUGGAGAUCGGCUCGGGCACCGGAAUGAUUCUUUUCAACCUCAACCCGGAAAUGGAAAGCUAUAUUGGUCUGGAUCCGUCUCAGUCAGCAGUCAACUUCACGAUGAGUGCAAUCAAGUCAAGACCUGAGUUGGUGGGCAAAGUUGAAGUAAGACGAGGUACCGCUUUGGAUAUUCCAAGCCUGGGCUGCAUUCACCCGAACUUGGUCAUCAUGAACUCGGUCGUACAGUACUUCCCAUCUAUUGAGUAUCUGAACGUGGUGCUUAAGCACAUUCUGGCCCUCCCCGGUGUGAGGAAGAUCGUCUUCGGCGAUAUCCGUUCCUAUGCCCUCUACAACGAGUUUCUUUCGGCUAAAACUUUGCACGAGCUCCGCCACUCGGCGAGCAAGGAAGACUUUCGACGCAGAAUGGAGAGUUUGAGAGAAGAGGAAGAGGAAUUGUUGAUCUCUCCUCUGUAUUUCACGCAGUUGGCAGAAGAGUUUCCGGAUCAAAUCGAACACGUGGAAAUCCUGCCAAAGAUCAUGCGAGCUGAGACGGAGCUCAAUGGGUAUCGCUUCAACGCUGUCAUUCACGUCAGAGGCGAACAGGGGACACGUCCAAUUGCUUUGGAGACUCCUCACGACGAAUGGCAAGACUUUGUUGCGUCUGGGAUGGAUGCGGACAUACUCUCGGAUAUGCUUCAAACCCGUCACUAUGCUCCGCACAUCUUGAUCGGCAAUAUACCCUACAGUAACAUCAUGCUGGAGCGCGAGAUUGCUGCAGAAAUCGAUCAAGAGAAUGCAAACAGCGAAGGCAGAGAGUCAUGGCUCUCAAGAGCCAAGGAAAAGGCGUCAGCUCAACCCUCCAUGUCCACUGUCGACCUAGUUGAAGUCGGGAAACUCCAUGGAUGGGACACCAAGCUUAGCUGGGCACGUCACGGAUCACAACACGGCGGUCUGGAUGUCAUUUUCUACCAUUCGCAGCACGCCCAAUCCGAACCAACUCCCCAGUUCCGCUUCCCGACAGACACCUUCACAACGACAACGCCAUUAUGCACCCAACCCCUGCAGCGAAAGCGGCGAAAGGCUCUGGUCUCAGACAUCUCCAAUAAUCUACGGAGACAGCUGCCGACAUACAUGAUCCCAGCUCGCAUCGAGAUCCUGGACCAAAUGCCGCUGAACGCGAGUGGCAAAAUCGACUCUUCCGAGCUCAAGAGAAAAGCAACCUUACUUUCCAAAGAGCACGCACCGCUUCGAAAAGUAGAUCUCAGGCCGAAAACCGAGAUGGAAACCGUGAUCUGCGAAGAGAUUGGCAUCAUGCUUGGCCUCGAGAACGUUUCGGCCGAUGACAACUUUUUCGAUCUCGGUGGGCAUUCUCUGAUGGCGACGCGGUUUGCGGUUCGCCUCAGCAGUCGCCUCAAGAUCCUGGUUUCCGUACGGGAUGUCUUUACUUCACCUGUUGUCGGCCAGCUCGCACAAGUUCUGGAGAGUCGGGUGGACCAUGUCGAUGGGCCUGAGACGUCGGUGAGUUCAGUGUACGCGCCAUUUCAGCUCUUGGGCUUGCAGGACGGGAAAUCGGUUCUGGAACAGGUUGAAAUCGAAUCGCAACUCGAUGCUCCUUUGCGAGGUCAUGUCUACGACGCCUACCCUGCUACUCAAACGCAGCAAGUCUUCUUGCAAGACGGACCACGACGAAAUGCUGCGUAUGUGGACCUGGUGGGGAGCAUUGAUUGUGAGCUUCUCAAACACUGCUGUAUGGCGAUGGUGCAGAGAUUCGACAUCCUCCGCACGGUUUUCAUUCAAACGCGCAAUCGCUUCUAUCAAGUUGUGCUUGAUCAGGUUUGGGUGCCGAUUGAAAUACACGAGGUGCACGGAAGCAUGGAUGAUGUGACCGGCUCGAUCAGAGACCAGCAUUCACAGGAUCCUCGUCUUUCCUUGGGAUCGAGUUGGUUGCGCAUCGACAUCCUCGUGGAUCAACGACAUUCCACUGUGCGACUGAUGGUGCACAUGCCUCAUUCCAUGUACGAUGGCGCAUCAUUGCAACAUUGGUUUCGCUGUCUGUUCAUCGCCUAUCAGGGCCUGGAUCUGCCUCCGUCCCCUCCAUUCGCAUGGUAUGUCAAGCACAUGCAAGACAGCCGCCGAGAGGGAUACAAGUUUUGGCGAGAAGUCUUGCAUUCUUCUUCGCCGCUCACGAUGACGAACUUGGAGUUCAAAGGACCUGCGGAUGCUGGGUAUCGUGCACUGCGCACAAUCGCCAUUCCAUCUCGCAAUCGGUCAUCGACACACACCACCGCGACUGUCUUCACGGCUGCAUGGGCCAAGGUGCUUGGACGAGAAAGUGGGCGAGACGAUAUCAAUUUCGGGCGCUUAGUGUCCGGUCGUGAAGCCUUGCCGGAGGCCCAUCAAAGCAUUGUCGGCCCCUGUGUGAACGUGGUACCCGUCCGAAUCCGUUUCAGCGACAUCGAGUCCUCGGCCUCUCUUCUACAAGAGGUCCAAAAGCAGUAUCUCGACUGCAUACCCUUUUCGACCAUUGGGCUCGGCGAGAUCCGUGACCACUGCACCCAAUGGCCGAGAGACGAUGGUGCCGUAGACGAUGCACGAGUGUUGUGGUCCUUCGUUUUAUUCCAGGAGUCUCCUGCUCCGAUGGAAUUUCAGCAGCGAGAAGUGCUACUGCGAACUCUGCCAUAUUCCGGACCGCCAACGUAUGAAGUCGAUGUGGUGGGCAAUGUGGAUCCUGAUGGAUCUCAUUUGCAUGUGUUGAUCUAUGCGAGGCAGAGAAGUGCUAGCAUCGCGACUGUAGAUCGCAUGCUUCAUCAGCUUUGCGAAGAAGUCAAGGAGCUGUCAGAGUCC
Pseudocercospora fijiensis CIRAD86 is the source of this 8058-nucleotide messenger RNA. RefSeq lists its product as uncharacterized. Gene Ontology annotation, cellular component: cytoplasm. The transcript is spliced from 2 exons. The annotation marks the transcript as partial. Gene Ontology annotation, biological process: secondary metabolite biosynthetic process; amino acid activation for nonribosomal peptide biosynthetic process. Lineage: Eukaryota; Fungi; Ascomycota; Dothideomycetes; Mycosphaerellales; Mycosphaerellaceae. Gene Ontology annotation, molecular function: catalytic activity; phosphopantetheine binding. The record is from RefSeq and is a predicted model, not a curated record.